UGUAAUGGUUUGUAUGAGGAUAAAGAACAUGUUACCUGUCACCUCUGUCAACUUAAGACUGAAGUUUGGGGUCCCUCAGUCUGUGUCUAACAUUUCUCAGCAUCUAGACAGCAGUGAGCAAACAGCCACACUGGAAAAGACAGACAGUACCAUUCUGUGGAAAUUAAAAUCACUGGCUCCACAUGCUGAAUCUGUCGCUCAGUUUAGGUUGAUUAGUCAAAGCGAUGCUCUAAAUAGGGAGGAUGUUGGACCUCUAAGAAUGGAGUUUGAAAUUUCUGGUCAUCUGCUAUCAGGGAUGAAGAUAAAAACUGUGAAAAUUGUGAAUCAAGAGCAGACAACUCCACAGAAGUGGCUGAGAUACAUAACUGUCAUGAUUCAUUUCUUGUCAAACUUGUGUAGUCAAGAAAAUGAAGAGAAGAUAAAGGUUUAUAAGAAAAAGUGUGCAAUUUAUUUUUAUUAUAGCCUAUUAAAGUUACCUUUAUUACUGCAAUGUGUACAAUUUGUUUUUGUGAUAGAUACAUGUGAUUUAAAUCUCUUGAUUAUUCCCAAUGUGUAGAAAACAUCAAUGAUAUAUUAUCCUCAGUCAGAUGAUUAUAUGAAGUUAUGCACACUGUAUGAUGCUGAUGACAACAACUACAUGUAUAUUCUUUCAAAAAACACUGUUUUUUAAACUUUAUACUUUCUGAUAUUAUAAUCUACAGAAUUUCACAAUGCAAUGCAUUGUAAUUUUGUCUUGUUGAUAAAAGAUCAUCAAUAUUAUUAGUCCAGUGUUUGAUCUAGAACAUCUAAUUUAUAAGAAACGGAAUAUUUACACGUACAUUUAAUGAAUAUAUAUUUAAAUCUAAGAUUUUGAUAGACAGUGAAGGGCAUUGAAGUUUCGGGGAAAACAUUUUCCAAUUUGCUUCUCUUUGUUUGCUUACAAUGUUACUGUUACAGUAAUAAAUACUGUUUAUCAGCUGCAAAAAAGGAAUUAAAUUCAAUGUAAAUAAAGUAUAUUACAUUUUCAAAAUUACAUUUACAUUAAACACUUUGCUGCAUACAAUAUCUAAGAUUAU
Messenger RNA from Saccostrea cuccullata (small rock oyster), 1055 nucleotides. RefSeq lists its product as uncharacterized. The transcript has 3 exons. NCBI's taxonomy places the organism in Eukaryota, Metazoa, Mollusca, Bivalvia, Ostreida, Ostreidae. Bases 5 to 556 code for a protein of 183 amino acids. The record is from RefSeq and is a predicted model, not a curated record. Gene Ontology annotation, biological process: protein targeting; Golgi to lysosome transport. Gene Ontology annotation, cellular component: trans-Golgi network; cytoplasmic vesicle.